Molecule: messenger RNA, 1078 nt
Organism: Prionailurus viverrinus (fishing cat)
Lineage: Eukaryota; Metazoa; Chordata; Mammalia; Carnivora; Felidae
Product: ribonuclease K6-like
Exons: 2
Coding region: 282-743 (153 amino acids)
Biological process (GO): defense response to Gram-positive bacterium; defense response to Gram-negative bacterium; antimicrobial humoral immune response mediated by antimicrobial peptide
Molecular function (GO): RNA nuclease activity; nucleic acid binding
Source: RefSeq, a predicted model, not a curated record
GUUUAAAUAGGGCUUACUCCUCCUGUGUCUGCAGUGAUACUGAUUUUAAACAGUGAGUUUGAGAGUCUGGGUUUCAUCCACACUGUGCGUAAGAAGUUCACCUUUCAAGUCCUAGGUUUCUCUUUCCUAGGGCCCAGAACCCAUCAGUCCCCUGCUGCACCCAGGUGGACAGGAGGCUCUGGCAUACCUGGGAGGGGAACAGCAGACAAAAGCCUCUGAGUCUGGGACUAACCACUGCUUCUGUUCUCAGCAGGAGCCCCAACACGGAGACCUGAGAAAAGAUGAGACUGGAUCUUCUGGGACGCUUUCCUCUCCUGCUGCUGCUGGCUUUAUGGGGGCCAGCGCGUCCACUUUGUGCUUGGCGUCAAUUCCUCACCAGGGCCCAGUGGUUUGAAAUUCAGCAUGUAAGGUCAAGCCCUGUCAGCUGCAACACGGAAAUGAAUGGUGUCAAUAAUUAUACUCAGAACUGUAAGGUUCACAACACCUUUCUGCAUGACUCCUUCAAGAACGUGUCUGAUACCUGUCUUUUGUCCAACGUGACCUGCAAAAAUGGGAUGAAUAACUGCCACCAGAGUCCACAGCGUGUUAAUAUGACUGACUGCACACUCACUUCAGGGAAGUAUCCCAACUGCAAGUACAAAGAUACUCCCCUGUACAAAUUCUUCAUUAUUGCCUGUGAUCCCCCUCAGCAGGGUGACCCUCCCUAUCGAUGGGUUCCUGUACACUUAGAUAAGGUUAUUUGAAGUUUCCAUCACUUUCCCUGUCAUUCAGCACAGGUUUUCUUAUGAUCUCCUCUGCUAUUUCUUUUCCUUUGUUGAUUUCCAUGGUUCCCAUAGAAGAAAGAAGGAGGGUACUGGGGUGGGGGGAGGGAUUCACAUGCCAAGGAUGCAAGACCAGCGCUGGGGACAAAGAGACAUGGGAUUCUUUUCUGCUUUGGGAGCUCUGUGUGUUUUGAAGGAAGGCAAUAGGGAAGAGGGCAAAGAAAGACACAGGCUUCCAUAUUUUUAAUCUUGGAACUUCUGCCAAGCUUUGGUGCAAUGUGUUCACAGCAAUAAAACCACUUUCUUUUGCAUUGUAA